AUGAAGCCGUUUAUGACAAGUCCCGAUUACUCGAAACGACCUGAAAAUCCGAUGUUAAUUGCCAUUAGAGAAUUUUGUUUCAAACCAAAGAAACUUGUGAAGACGCAAGAGACUCAAAUUGUUUCUUCUUUAUCUGUUAAGACACCAGAGCUAACACCUACAAAGGGACAUCCCGUUAAAAAUGAAUUGAUUCGCCGCAAGACUGAGCGUUUAAGUCGACGAUUAACAUUCGAACUUAACGAGCAACAGAAGCGACUAACUACACACAAAAAGACUGAACUACUUCCAAUGAAGCAAUACCCUAUUUUUAACGGCAUCACAAAAAACCCAUCAAUUUUACGGAGUUCUUCACGUAAAUUUAUUGCCGUCGCAACCACCGAAAAGAGUGAAUUUCCAUCACCUCCAAACAAAGAGGAGCUUGUUGGGGUGUCACGUCAAAGCCAUGAAAACCUUUUGAAAGUGACUCAAGAACUUAAAACAACUAAUCAUCAACUCAAACGAAUUACUGUUGUUCCUACAAGCUCUACACUACUUCUUGUGACUCCUAUCGCCUCUGAAAAGAACAUUAUUUUAAUCGAAGUCCCCGUCUCAUACAAAUCAUUGAACAGUUCAAUAGGCGCGGUAUUAGCAGAAGACACGACGAAGAAACUGUAUGUGUGGCGUGGCAAGAAAACGAGUUUGAUAAUGAAAGGAAAGUGUGCAGAUUAUUCCGUGCAAUACAAAUUGUAUCACAAAGUUGGGUAUUCAAUUCAAAUCGAAGAUGAAAACGAAGAAAGUGUUGACUUUCUGAAUGCAAUAGGGGGAAAAUUCCCUUUCGAACCACUGACAGUCAAUCCGCAGAACGAUCGUCUCUGUUAUGAAGAGAAGACAGUGACAAUGAUUCCCUGUGGAUCCGGAGAAUUAAAGAAGACUGCAUUAACCGGCUUACAUUCCUUUCUUGUCAGAACUGGAUUUAACACCUUUCUUUGGUGCGGUUCAAAAACAUCAAAGAAUGCAAGGGAGGCUUGUGCUAAGAUAGCAAGUACUCAUCAAGUCGGUAAACUCUAUGUCAUAUUCCAAGGACACGAGCCUUUCAUUUUUCAAGCACUCUUUGUUGACUGGAUAAUACCCAAAACCUCGACCAAACUUCCACCUGCGCCGUCUGUCAAAAAAGACAGA
Messenger RNA from Entamoeba invadens IP1, 1158 nucleotides. Its product is annotated as villidin, putative. Gene Ontology annotation, molecular function: actin filament binding. NCBI's taxonomy places the organism in Eukaryota, Evosea, Mastigamoebida, Endamoebidae. The transcript has 2 exons. The annotation marks the transcript as partial. The record is from RefSeq and is a predicted model, not a curated record.